CUGUACAAUGAAUGCCGAACAAUAGCCCUUAGCAAGAUGCGAUACCAAUACACAUACACAUGCACUUACAAAUCCCAACACAUAAAAGAUGACCCCCAAUAAACACCACCACCACCACCAACAAUCAUCACCAUCAUCGAUAAUAGCCAAAAAUAAAGCCUCGCCGACCACCAAAAUAAAAUUCCGCACUCCGUCCGCAUCAUGGUCAACUCCGUAUCGCGACCGCAACCACGCCGGCGCCGCAAUGGCUAGAAACAAGCGAACGCAGAAGAUUUCGCAAUGCAUUGCCGUUCCUAGCUCUUUUUGACGAAGCAGCAGAACGCCUCUCCCGCUCUCGCUCGCUCGCUGACCCCUCUUCUGGGUUAGCGACGGACGCGGGCAAU
This is a messenger RNA of Periconia digitata, 383 nucleotides long. The record is from the annotation of a GenBank genome assembly. Lineage: Eukaryota; Fungi; Ascomycota; Dothideomycetes; Pleosporales; Periconiaceae.